AGUAAUUGAAGAAAUGGGUUUGGAAAUAAGUUGGGUUUAGAUUGGAGAAAAGGAAUGAGCAACCCAAAGGCUUAAAAAGGAAGCUUGGAAUUCAAGUUAAAAGAGAGAAAAUUUUGUUGUUUUAGUUUUUAUUUUUGACAGAAAGGAGAGAGAGGAAGAAGAUAGGAACCAAUCCAAGCAACUCAGAGAUUCCUCCCAACCCAAUUCUCUGAGUUGUAAACAAGCAACCACUUACUCACUCUCACUCCUCUCUUACCUUUCUCUCUCUACAUUCCUUCUUCUUCUUCUUCUUCAUUUCUGUUCCAUUUUCUUCCUCUGUUCCCAAAUCCCUCAAUUCCCCAUUUCAAAUCACUAUGCCCGACGCCGCUCCCAAACCCUCCGUCAAUGGCGCCGCCGCCGCCCCACCUCCCGCCACCAACGGCACUAUCCCUCCUUCCUCUGCCAAACCACAGUUCCGUCAACAGCCUUACCGUCCUCCUCCCUACCGGAACCAUCGUAAUCACCACCGAAGCCGUCGAAAUCUCUGCUGCUGCUUCUGCUUUUGGACCAUCAUUAUCGUUCUAGGGCUUAUUCUUCUAGCCGCCAUUGCUGGUGCCGCUCUUUACGUCUUGUACCGCCCUCACCGCCCUCAAUUCACUAUCUCCUCCCUUCGAAUUUCCAAUCUCAAUCUCACUACCAACGCUGAAUCCUCUGCCUCUCACCUCUCAUCCCUAUUCAAUCUCACUCUCUCAUCCUUUAACCCUAAUUCCCACAUUACCUUCUCUUACGACCCUUUCACUCUCUCCACUUUCGCCAAUUCUGUCCUCCUCGCCAAUGGCUCGAUCCCGGCUUUCACCAGCGGCACUAAGAACCAGACGGUUUUCCGAGCCUUAAUGUCCGGCGCUGAAGAUCUCGACGCGGAUUCCGUUACGAGUCUCAGAUCGGAUCUGAGGAAGAAAGGGGGAACUGCUCUGACGAUCGAGAUGGAUACGAAAGUGAAGGUGAAAAUUGGCCGAGUGAAUAGCAAAAAGGUCGGAAUCAGAGUAAGCUGUGAGGGAAUUAAAGGAAUUCCGCCGAAGGGGAAGUCGCCGACGGUAGCCUCUGUUUCCGACGCCGAUUGUAAGGUUGAUCUCCGGAUCAAGAUCUGGAUAUUCACUCUCUAAUUACUCGGUAACAAAUAUUAUAUAAUAUCUUUUUUCUUUUUUCCUCUUAGUUUGUUUUUGUUUUGUACUUUUUUUUCCCUUUUCUUUUGAGAAUUUUUUAGAGAGAUUAAAAAAAAGAAUUAAAAAAAUUGAGGUUGUGAGAAUGAGUGAUUGGGUAAUUUGGGUUAAAAGUUACCAUCCUUUUUCCCUCUACUUUCAGCAAUAUUUUUCUUUUACAUUUCAGUUAAUACGAUGAAUGGUUGUAUAAUUGGUUGGAAAUUUCAAGGCUCAUUCAAAUUUUCCUA
Molecule: messenger RNA, 1426 nt
Organism: Benincasa hispida (wax gourd)
Lineage: Eukaryota; Viridiplantae; Streptophyta; Magnoliopsida; Cucurbitales; Cucurbitaceae
Product: harpin-induced protein
Biological process (GO): defense response to other organism
Cellular component (GO): plasma membrane
Source: RefSeq, a predicted model, not a curated record